Messenger RNA from Kluyveromyces lactis, 432 nucleotides. It is a transcript of the gene CBP4, whose product is annotated as Cbp4p. Gene Ontology annotation, biological process: mitochondrial respiratory chain complex III assembly. The record is from RefSeq and is a predicted model, not a curated record. Gene Ontology annotation, cellular component: mitochondrial membrane. The transcript has a single exon. Bases 1 to 432 code for a protein of 143 amino acids. Lineage: Eukaryota; Fungi; Ascomycota; Saccharomycetes; Saccharomycetales; Saccharomycetaceae.
AUGGAGUCUUCGGGUUUUUUACGCUGGGGUAAAGUUUUCGCUGCAGGAGGCAGUAUUAUAUUAACUGGUGUGCUUUUAUUCAAAUAUACAACACCAACCGAUGAGCAACUCCUUCAAGCAUUAUCACCGGAGUUGAGGCUACAGUAUGAGAGAGAGAGGAAUCUACGUCAAGCUGAGCAGCAAGAACUAAUGAAAGUUGUACAGCAAACCAUGAAGAGUAAAGAUCCUAUUUGGAAAACAGGAACGGUCGAUUCACCAUGGGAAAGAAAUGGAACUCAAGCCACUAAGGACCAGUUCCAAAGAUUGAAGGCAGAUCAAGUUCAGAAGGAAGAGUUGGAACGGAUCAGACAGGAAUUGGAUAAGAUUAGAAUGGAGAGUCUGGACCAAACAGAUAUGAUCGUUUCCAAAAAGAGCUGGUGGAGUCUGUGGUAA